Vigna umbellata (rice bean) is the source of this 1573-nucleotide messenger RNA. RefSeq names its product Regulator of chromosome condensation (RCC1) family protein. The record is from RefSeq and is a predicted model, not a curated record. NCBI's taxonomy places the organism in Eukaryota, Viridiplantae, Streptophyta, Magnoliopsida, Fabales, Fabaceae.
AAAUUGAAUAUAGUGAAUGUGAGGGUGGUGAAGAACCAGAAAAGCGUUUGAUACCCGCCACUGCUUCUAAGAUUGACUCUUCUACGCUUCUUCGUUUCCAUUGACUAACCAUUCUUCAUUCUUUCCUUUUCCUUUUCCUUCUCAUUUUUUCACUCUUUUUCAGGUAGACAGAGUAUGGAUAUUGAUUCGAUUUUCGGGACAACUCGACCCGUGAGUGUUCCAAGGAAGAGUGCCAUUUAUGUGUGGGGAUACAAUCAAUCAGGGCAGACGGGUAGAAAGGGGAAGGAGGACCAGCUGAGGAUUCCGAAGCAGCUGCCUCCUGAGCUGUUUGGAUGUCCGGCUGGCACCAAUGCACGAUGGUUGGACGUUGCCUGUGGCCGGGAGCACACGGCGGCAAUUGCUUCCGAUGGCUCACUCUUCACUUGGGGCGCUAAUGACUUUGGUCAAUUGGGUGAUGGAACUGAGGCGCGAAGGAAACAUCCAAAAAAAGUAAAGCAAUUAGAGUCAGAGUUUGUAAAAUCUGUAUCCUGUGGAGCACAUUGUUCUGCUUGCAUUGCUGAACCUCGAGAAAAUGACGGUACCAUCUCCACAAGAAGGCUCUGGGUGUGGGGACAAAAUCAGGGAUCAAAUCUUCCAAGGUUAUUUUGGGGAGCCUUCCAACCUAAUACAAUUAUCCGUGAAGUGUCUUGUGGAGCUGUCCAUGUUGUUGCUUUGUCUGAAGAAGGCGUACUACAAGCUUGGGGCUACAAUGAAUAUGGUCAACUUGGCCGUGGUGUUACUUGUGAAGGACUACAGGGUGCUCGUAUUUUAAGUUCUUAUGCUAAAUUUCUUGAUGAAUCCCCUGAGCUUGUGAAGAUUGCCAGAGUGUCAUGCGGGGAGUACCACACAGCAGCCAUUUCUGAUAAGGGCGAGGUUUACACAUGGGGGCUUGGAAAUAUGGGCCAGCUUGGGCAUUCUUCACUCCAGUAUGGGGAUAAAGAGUUAAUUCCAAGGAGAGUGGUUACACUUGAGGAUGUUUUCAUAAAGGAUGUGGCGUGUGGUGGUGUACACACGUGUGCUGUAACUCAGGGAGGAGCACUUUAUGCCUGGGGGGGCGGUCAGUCUGGGCAGCUAGGACUUGGCCCCCAAACUGGAUUAUUCUCGUGUGUUGCUAAUGACUCGCAUACAUUUUUCCGAAACAUUCCAGUUUUAGUUGUUCCUAAAGGUGUUCAACUUGUUGCUUGUGGACAUUCCCACACACUUAUCUCUAUGAGUGAUGGUCGAAUUCAUGGAUGGGGUUACAAUAAUUAUGGCCAGGCAGCCAAUGAGAAAUGUACAUAUGCUUGGUAUCCAUCACCAGUUGACUGGUGUGUUGGGGAGGUUCGGAAACUUGCUGCUGGUGGUGGCCAUUCAGCUGUGUUGACUGAUGCUUGUUCGUUAAAGGAGUUAUGUGAGUUUGUACUUGCAGAUAGCAUGACUUUAGCCAAUGCUGCUAAGGUUGAGGAUAUUGCAUAUAGAACUGGAUCAGAUGCUUUGGCACGCCUUUGUGGAAGACUCAGGUACGUGUGGUGUUUAUGAUUUUUAUAUAAACUGC